AUGGCAAAUACAACUACGGUAUCGACAAAUACCAUCAAAUCGUUCAAUGAUACAUUUGAUAUUAUCGAUGAUACAAAUGAUGGAUUACAAUUUUCGGAUGAUGUAUUAAAUCAAUAUUUCCACUCUGUUCGAUUACAAUCAACCAUAUUUGAGGAGGAAAAAAUUGAAUAUGAAAUUUUGAAUGACUUGGAUUCGGUCCAGAUAAUUGAAGAUGAAGAAACCAUUUUAUCACAAAAAUUAAGUCAAUUAUCGACAAAAACCAAACAAGAAAUUGAUUCAUCCAUAAUCAAGGAUAAAAAACGAUGUUAUAGUUCAAAAACGAGUCCCUGUACAACUUCAAAGAAAAUUAAAAAAACUAAAGCCAACAAUGACGAUGACGAUGAUGACAUUAAUAUUCAUGAGACAACAUCGAAAGAUCAAAUGCCAAAUUAUUUAACAAUGAAUCAUAAAGCAUUUGUUCGUAUGAUUGAAAAUCUUUUACAAAAUACUCCAUCUGUUACUAGCAGUGAUUUACAAGAAAUGGCAUUUUUUAUGCAUCAAAUUGAAGCUAUUCGUAUGAAAAAAGAUAUCACCAUUAUCUAUCUAAAAUCGGUCACAGGCACAUUAACAGAACCUGAAUUAGACUUAAUCGAAGUUGAUCGACGAGUAUGGCCAAUGCAAGUAAAAUCUUUAUUAUUAAGCAACCAUCCAAUGACAACAACUAACGAUGUGAAUCAACCUGAUCAACAAACUGCUUGUGAAAAAUUAAUCAAUCAACGUUUAGAAGAAUUAAAUGAAGAAAUUCAAUAUUAUCAAGAAAAGUUAUUAGCAAAAAAAAAUUCUUUGAUCGGAUUUACAUUGACUAUGAAUGAAACGAUAGAAAAAUUUGUUAAAGAAUUUGGAAUUAAACCACUUGAAUUAAAAUAUCAAUUAAAAACAGCAAUAGUGAUACAUGAUUUCGAAUUAGAAAUCCUCGAACGAAAAUACAUGGCAGAAAAACCAAAUGAGUAUCAAUAUGAAAUUGCCAAACGUCUAUCAAAUAUGAGACGUCAGGUUGAAAAAUCAAAACGAGCAUUAAUGGAAUUGAAACAUGGUGUAUUCUUUAAUAAAUCAUCGGUCUCAUUCGAUUCGAUUCAAAUGUCGACGUCAACUAUCAAUGAUACGAAUUUGAAUAAUGAAGGAAAACAACAACAAUUUAUUAAUAAAUAUGAAUAUCAACUUCGAUGUAAGAAACUUGAUUUAAUAGCUUUAAAUAUAUCGCAAGCAGAAGUCACUUAUUAUCGACUUCAAGCUCAAUUUGAUUCUGAAUUAUCCUUGCUGUGGAAAAAUCAUCGUAAUUUAGUUAAAGAUCAAGGAAUGAUAACAUCAUUAAUUAGUUUACUCGAAAAACGUCUUACUAAUAUUACGAACCGAUGGCGAGAUAUUUACAAUUAUAGAAUCGAUUAUUUUCUUCAAAAUGCUUAUGAUGAAUUAGAUCAUAUGAAUCAGGAUGAAAUAACACAAUACGUGAAAAUUAUGUCAUCUUCAUCUUCUAUUAUUAUUGAUGUACAACAUCCAUUCAAUGACAAACAACUACAAUUAUUAAGUCGUGGACCCAGUUAUGUACCAUCAUGUUUAAUGUAUACAUCAUUAUCCAAUGAAUCGAUGGGUGACAUAGUCAAGAAACAAUAUGCUCCAUUAAAACAUCAACUCAAUAACUUAUUUUUAAAAUAUAAAGUUAAUUUAAAUUUACAUAUGGAAAUUCAUAAGAAACUGUACGAUUUAUUCAAAGAUUUAUUUUCCAAAUCAAUUCCAUCGAGUCUCUCACAACGUGCACUCUAUGAAAAAAAAUUAAUUGAAUCUAUUCGAAUUUCUCUCAAGAAACAUAAUAUUAUUUUACGAAGAACUGCUGAUAAUAUGAAUAUAUUCUACAUGGGAAAUAAAGAAGAAUUUGAAAAAAAAGCCGAUCGAUAUUUAUUAACAUCCGAAGAUUACGAUGUUCUAUUUGAUGUCAAUGAUAUAAAUAAUGAAAAACCAUUCACUCUUGCUAUGAAAGAUAUGAUUGAAUCGAUCAAUGCUUUAUUAGAACAAUUAAAAAUACAUAAAGCCGUUAACAAUGAUUUAUAUAAACAAUUUAUAGUUGAUCCAACUCAUGUCAAAAUACCAUAUUUAUAUUUUCUACCAAAUCUAUCCAAUGAAAAUGUGUUGUCUUUAGUACCUAUUGUUACAUCUCAAUAUAGUACAACAUGGAAAAUGGCCAAAUAUUUAAAUAAAUUAUUACGACCUUAUGCUGAUGGUGUACUACGUUCAACUUCAUUUACGGAUGAAACUGAUUUUAUUCGAAAAUUAUAUCGCUAUGCCACCAUUGAACAUCGUCUUCGUCCAUCAACUUUAUUUUGUACCAUCAAAAUAACUAAUUUCUGUACAUUAGAAGAACAUAAAGAGAUGAUCGAUGUUAUUGGUUAUUUUUUACAAGAUAAUUUAGCAACAAACAAACUCGAACCACUCACCAUUCAAACAAUUCGAAAUCUAUUACAUUUAUUUCUUCAUAACAAUAUUUUUUCAUACAAGAAUAGUAUCUACAAAUUCACCAAAGGUAGUCCAAACACACUACCAUUAACGGAAACAUUAUCGAAUAUUUAUUUAUUUGUUUGGCAAAAAAAAAUCUUGAAAGAAGUCAAUCAAAACAUUGAAUUAUUUGGAAGAUACAAAGAUCGAAUAUUCUUUACAUGGAAUAAAUCAACUCCUAUAGCAUUGGAAACAUUUCUAGAAGAUCUUCGAGAUAAACAUCGAAAUGUCCGUUUUCAAAAAUUAAUUGGUACAAGUGUUUCAUUUCUUAAUGCUUAUAUUGAAAAUCGCCAAGGUCAAUUAUAUACUCGAACUCAUUAUGAUCCCAAUAUGCCACGUUAUACAUUACCCUAUGUUACGGGCCAUACAAAAUCAUCCUAUAGUGAUUGGCUUUUCUUCGCCCUUAUUCGUGCUAUCUGUUAUUGUACAUUAGUGGAUGAUUUUCAGCAAGAACGAGUUUAUCUUGAACUAACUUAUCUUAUCAAUGGUUAUUCAGUCUUAUUUGUUGAAACUCAUGUUAAACGUUUCUUUAAUCAUUUUUCUUCUGAAACAAUGCGUUUUUCUUAUAAUCAAAACAGCUAUGAUCAAUUUCGUCAACAAUGGUUUAAAUUUAUUGAACAACGACACGAACUAGCACAACAACUUCAAAAAUUAGAUGAUACGAAUUGUUUAUUUCAAUUCCAUUAUAUAUAUGAUUUUGGUCCAAAAUGUCGUUUUAAUCGAGAUUUUCGUCAACUCUGGCAUCAUUAUUUUCAACAACAUCCAACUUUAUCAGAAGAAAAAUGCAAAAUUAUUCUUAAUGCUAAAAAUUUUCAUUCCUUAAAUACUUUAUUAGGAAUGGAUAAACCGGCAUUGACUCUUGGACAAUAA
Molecule: messenger RNA, 3396 nt
Organism: Rotaria sp. Silwood1
Lineage: Eukaryota; Metazoa; Rotifera; Eurotatoria; Philodinida; Philodinidae
Source: the annotation of a GenBank genome assembly